Molecule: messenger RNA, 2611 nt
Organism: Drosophila biarmipes
Lineage: Eukaryota; Metazoa; Arthropoda; Insecta; Diptera; Drosophilidae
Exons: 5
Coding region: 610-2307 (565 amino acids)
Cellular component (GO): cytoplasm
Molecular function (GO): ubiquitin protein ligase activity; protein binding
Source: RefSeq, a predicted model, not a curated record
AUACAGCAGUUGCCAAUUAAGUUUGGGCCCGAAUUGGAGCGUUACCAGGGGCAGUCAUCUUCUGUUUGGGGCUUGCGCAAUUGUCAGCCAGUGAUGCGCCUCAUUGGCCUGACCAAAAAGAGACAAUGGCUUGCGGUUGAGUUCCAGUAGUGGGCGCAGCUUUGUAAAACAAUUAAGCCAAAUGGGGCUCCUAAUUGCCCUUACAGGGUUCGGGCGCAAUUGAUUGAGGGCCAGCUUGUUGUUCAAUGACUUAUUUACUUUGCGCUGUGCCCACUUCAAUAAACCGACGUCACAGCGACUUCAGGGCCAAUGUCAGUAGAAGUGAAGUGAAGUGAUUCGAACAAGUUUGCCGCACUCGCACUCGCACUCGUAUCUGGCAGAUACUCACAUCUGUAUCCGCGUGCGUAGACGGCCGGAGAGGAAGCUAUAAAUUCGCAAUCCACUCCGAGUUUGGAGUGCAGAAACAUAAUCAAUUUCGCAGCGAGAAUCUUCUAAGCUGACAGCCAAGCGAAUCUGACGCAAUUCAUGGCUUCGACUUCUGAGUGACUAAGCGAAAGAGUCCAGUUGGCAGAACAGCUGGGUCCGCAUACUAUAGCAGAUAUAUACGCGAUGCUUCAGCUGUGCACCAUCUACGCCUGCGCGAACGGCACCCUGGGCCUGAACUUGAGUCGUGCCCCCUGGGAUCCGUAUCCCUGGGUCAGCGGGGUGCAGGCCAGGUCGAGUGCGGAGAGGGGCGGCGUGCGGCUGGGGGACACCCUGCUGGAGUUGAACGGAGCCGACGUCCUGGGCCUGAGGAUCAGCGAGCUGGCCAGUCGGCUGCAGGAUCACUGGCAGAGCGGCGCCGAGGUCGUGACCCUGAUGAUGUGGCGCCAGCAGGCGGCCAUCGACCAGAGUGGGGAUCCUGCCGAGGCAUCUCAUGCUGUGCAACACGGCAUUAAUCAACAAUCGCUGCAAAAGUUCGCAACAUGCCUGCAACAUAUUUCCCAAUUACUGGAGUGUCCUGUGUGCCUUGAGGUCAUCAAACCACCUGGCUGGCAGUGCUGCAAUGGACACGUGCUCUGCAAUAAUUGCCGCAGUCGCUCCGUAAAGUGUCCGGUGUGCCGGGUGCCUCUGGGGCCCAGGGGCCGCUGCCUGCUGUCGGACAAAUUAUUCACCCUGCUGGCGGAGAGCUUCCCCUGCGACGGCGGGAAAGCCAGCCAGGUGACUGCGGCCCAGGGCAUUCAAAAACUGAGCAGCGUCAACAAGUGCACAAAUGAAUAUCAUAAUCAACCGAAAAUGGCGUUGGCCAAGUCGAGUUCCGGCAAGUCGAAGUGCGGCAAGCAAAUCUCCAGGCAACUGCCAGUUUCAGUGGACCAAAACCCGCAGCCCAAGGAAGCUGAGGAAAAUGCUGUGGCCCGAACUGCCAGUGAAAUCAGGAGGAAAAGCCAGGAGGCUGUCCUGCAACGGUGCACGCUGAUAAAAGUGCAGCACCAGGAGACCGACGCGGACUUUUCGGGGGAAGGUCACAACAAUAUGCUCGUUAAACCAAAGUUAAAGUUGAGUAAGAAAAGUUGGCGGAUUACAGGGCGAGAUCAAGACGGAUUGCGCAGCGAUGAAGUUGCCACCAUGAAUAAUGGUGGGCAGGUGGGCCAGCCGGAGGAGCAGGAGCAGCAGCAGGAGUAUCAAAAUUAUCAUUGCCCCACUGGGAAAUCAUGCGGCCAGAGCCACCAACUGGCCAACAAAUUGUCAACAGUCGCGAUGCAGGACACCGCAGUUGGGGAUUCACUAGGUGCAUCCUUAUCAGCGGGGAGCCAUAAACAGGCGCAUUCAUCCGGAGUAAAUCAGGGAGUGACCCCCGCCGAACGGGAGGCGGGGUCAAUAGGUCGCCGGGAGUGGCAGCUGCUGCGCCACUUGAGCGGCGACCACCGCCUGGCGGUGCUGCAAAUCUACGGCACGUUCGGCGAGCGGUUGCACGUCCGCCCCCAGCUGCCCCAGGAGAGCGUGGCCUGCCUGCGGCUGAGCGAGGAGACAUCCUGCUCCUCCUCCUCCUCCUCCAGCGCUUUCGGCCACGUCAGAGUGCACACAUUUUUCUUGGCUGUCAUUGCAACCGGCGGCGCUGGCGGCGAUGAGCACGCCAUCUUCCUGUGGCACCUGGACCACCCGCAAUCACCGCAAGGACCCACUUUCGAGGCUGUCAUCGAGACACAGGGCUUCCAGUUUCGGGGACCGGCUCACUCCCUGCGCCGCAGCUGGCCAGAGAUUAGGGCCUCCGGUCAGUUCCUCACCUGCAGCAACCUGGGCGCCAGCUUGGAGGUGACCGUCAGGUAGACCGCCCAAGCCCUCAAGACUGGUCCCAAAGUAUAGGAAUAUGAGUAGUUUUAAAGCUAAUUAGGUCUAAGAAUUUCCACGAACUGAUUUUUCUGGCUCCGCCAAAGUAGCCAAGGUAGCUGUGGAGCAAACCAAAGGGCAAUGAAAAUAAAAAAUCUGAAUUGUAUGCUUUGUAAAUUAUAUUUGCAUUUUUUCAACCCGCGCGUAUUUAUACGAAAAAUGCAAAACGCAAUUUGGAAAUGUGUUUAAUUUGCAAUAUUUUUAAUUAAUAAAAACAUUUAGAAAUGUGCUGGCCUGGCAGUUU